AUGGAAAGAAGAACAGCCCCAAAACAAGUUUUAAGCAUCAAGGUUACUCCUGGUUUGUAUCAACGAUUAAAGAAAGAAGUUGGUAGCGGUAAAGUCAGCAGAUUUGUCGAAAAUGUAGUAAAUAGAGAACUGGAUGAACAAGUUAGAAAAGCAGCUCAAAUACAAAAAGAAUUUCAGCAAAAACUAGCUUGCGGUUAUCAAGCGAUGGCGAAAAACAAAAAACUCAAAGAGGACAAUAAUAACCAAAACGAAAAUGAUGAAGAAGUAAUUGUUUCUCCGCUAACCACGGAAGAAGUUAUUGCCGGCGAGGUUCAAUUUUUUGAAAUUCCCGUUAUGGCUAAUAAAGAAACUGGUUUAGAUGAGCCUAGUCGGGUGUUGCUUAAUCGGAUUCACACCGUAGAUAAAGAACUACGCUUGAUUGAAAGGUUAGGGAGAGUGGAUGAGAAAGUUUGA
Messenger RNA from Entrophospora sp. SA101, 453 nucleotides. The record is from the annotation of a GenBank genome assembly. Lineage: Eukaryota; Fungi; Glomeromycota; Glomeromycetes; Entrophosporales; Entrophosporaceae.